Xyrichtys novacula (pearly razorfish) is the source of this 16625-nucleotide messenger RNA. Lineage: Eukaryota; Metazoa; Chordata; Actinopteri; Labriformes; Labridae. The record is from the annotation of a GenBank genome assembly.
AAUGGAUUAUCCGAGGAGCAUGUGAAUGCAGCAUUCGUUCUCCACUGUUUAGCCCUGGCCUGCUCCAAUCCACUCGGAGUCUAUGCGCAUGCGUAUUGUGCUUCGAAAAUUUAAACUGUCCAAUCAGAGGAGAGGAAACGCUCUACCCGGUUAUUUCAAAACCGGAUGCCCGAGAACGGUUGUUGUGUUGAAGUUCCAACGUAUUUCCAAGCGCCGCUAAACAGACGAAACAAGUUUACAUAUUAUCUCUUCAAACUGAAGGAAUUACUGAUUUGUGGUCGAUAUGGAAGAAGGGGAGACUGUAUUUGUACCGUCCCGAAAAGGUUAGAAAUCAUCCGCGCUUAUAUAUUACAGUGACUGUUUGCUACCAUUAGUUUGCUAUCAUGUGCUAACGGUAAUGAACGUAAGCUUACAGCUAAAUUUCGAUCACAACACAAACUUUCGUCUUUGCAAAAUAAUUAAAAGUCCUUGGGGGUAAAUUUGCUCCUUGUAACUUGUGUCUAAGACCAUAACGCUGCUUUAUAAGGUUGUAUGCUUGUCCACUUGUCAGUUGGACAGCCAAAGUCAGUUUGGGAUCAGGCUAAGUUAUCACAAUAAGAUUUAUGGAAGCAGACUGAAAAUGAUCCCCAAAACAAGAAUAUAAAACUCACUGGGUGUUUUCACCCUAGUUGCUCAAGGGAAUUGUCACAUUUACCAGGUAGGCUAAGCCAUAGAAAAAGUCUUACUUCUAUGUAUUUCCUGCAAAUAUAAGAGCUGCAUUGCUUGGGAUAAAAUUGAAAAUAAACCAAAAAACAAACCCGCAAAUAGCAUUGGCAGGUUUCUUGCACCUGAGUUAAAAUACGUGAAAUGAUAAUGAUGUCCUGAUUCAAGAGUAUAAGAAAUAUUUUUUUCCCAUUUCAUUUGCAGUAUUUUUUUCAAUGUUAUUACCAGUCAGUUGGUCUGUAUCUUUGUCUCUUUAUCUUGUUAUGACAGAUUUUUUGUUGAACUUGUCAGGUGAUUGAUGCUCAAAUUGUGGCUCCUAUGAAAUGUUUUGAUAAUAGAAAUAUGGCGAAAAUGCCUGCUUAGUUUUUAGCUUUGCAGUGAGGAGGGAGAUAUUUUUCUUACACCCAAGAGUGUUAUACUAUUCACUAGUUUGUAAACCCUGAGUACAAAAUCUUUGCUGACAUGCAAACAGCUGAAUUAUGCAGGGCUAUGAUUUCGUGUAUCACUCUGUAGCAAUGCCCUUUUUGCUGAACAAUCCUGGGAGCUCCAGUGUAAAGUUUUCAUUAUUAAGCUCUAGCUGCACAACUACUCAACAUUUUCAUCCCUGCUGACUGUUUGUUACAAACUCAAAACAAAAAACAAACAACUAAAAAAAAACUUUGAACAAAACAAGUUUGUGUGCUUUUAGUGUCCACCCUAUUUAUCCAAGUUCAGUGACAAGUCUGUGUGGAGAAAAUGAUCAAGUAAUUGUGGUUGCUCAUCACAUAGUUUUCACUCAACUGUAAAUAUGCAUACAAAAUAAAUGAGAUAUGAAACUAAACCUCAUCAACACCCCUUAAAAACUUAUCUAUGACCUUAAGUCUACGUUCUCUAAAUUAAGAAGAAAAAAAACCUCUUAUUAUUAACACACUUGGCUUAGCCUUUUACCAGCAGUGCUUUAACCAGGCUUGCAUGACAUAUACGGUGUAAAACAAGUGAUUUACAAAAACAUUGUUGAGUGUAGUGAUACCAAUAAGAAGCGUGGCAGAUAGACAAAUUAAAGAAAGCAAUAAACCAGUCACAGUUUCCAAACCAUCUGCUCCCCGUGUCCUGAAGUCUUCACACAUUCUCUGUGUGUGUAAAAAAGUUUUCCCUGAUUACCAAAAUACUUCCUACAGGCAUUUGGAGUAGAGAAAUCUGAUGAUGGAAUAAAACAGAAAUUGUCAAAGUAUUAAUCUCAUUUAAAGAAUUAUAACUAUACUGCAACAAAAAAAUGCAAAUUUUUACUACUAAGUGAUCAUUAAACUGUGACUUAUCGUACACCAGAAAUGAUUUAAAAACAUAUAUAUAUUGGAUACUGAGAGAAAGCUUCUUUUCACAUUGCAGCAGCCAGGGACACUAGAUUUCAAGUUGAUCAGGUUAUCACCAAUUCGAUUCAUCAUUUCAACCAAUUUUUCCAAAUCUGACUUUCCUGCUUGAGGGUGAAUUUAUUUUCAACUCACAGCUAGAUUGCAGCAAGUUUGUGUUGUGUAAUCUGGCUGCAAUUACAGGUCUUAUUCAGGUAAGAUAAGAACUUUAUUAAUCCCCAAAGGGAAAUUCAAUCGUCUGUCGUCUCACAUAAUAUGUCUCCAAAAAUGUUUUCUAUUAUUUACUCAAGAAAUUGGGAAAUUUACACAAGAAAAUGAUUCAGGUCAGCUAGUACAAAAUAGCAUGACUAGACAAAAAGAUUAGUCACCUUGUCUGUUUUGUUCCAGACAGUAAACUGAUUCAUUUCCUGUUCAAUUCAUGAUUUGAUUUCUUUUUUUUUUUUUUUUGUUUGCUUCCUGCUUCCAAGUUAAGGUCAUUAGGGCUAACCGAACAUCCAGCAGUGUUACUGUUACUAUGAAGUUCAAAGAGAAGGUUGUUUUCAGUUUGAAGGAAAGUUCUGCGUUUUACUGAAUAGGCAUACAGUAUGGUUAAUAAAAGCAUGAUAAAGCUUAUGUCUGUAUGUUAUUGUCAGUUAAUAGUGGGUAUGUGUGUGGUGGGAAAUGUUGGAAACUAACUUUUGGAACAAUCUCUGAAUGUGUGAUUUCAACCCCACAGAGUUGCGCAAGCAGAAGCUGAUGGAGUACUUGGCAGCAAAGGGAAAGCUGAAACAGCCCAACUCAAAGUAAGAAAGACUAAAUCUCUGCACAAAAGCUUUUAAGGUUGUAAAAUCUUGUUUAUUUUGGAUGGGGUUAAGAAAUUCAAUCACAGUUUUCCCAUUUUUAAGGUCAUACCUCCGGGAUGAGAGUCUGGUGAAGAAGCCAGUGACAUCUGCAUUAAAGGUGGGUGGGAUCUCUUUCUCAGGCAGUUAAAUCCGAGACAGAAUUCUGGAACCAUGAUGUCAGUGUCUUGUUGCUGUGAAUCUGAUUGACCCAGAAACCAGACUGAAAUGUUGUGUUUCACUCAAAUUAUGAGCACAAACAACCUAACAUUAGAUUUGGGGGUGACAUUACUGAUUUCUGAGGGCUGACAGCCACUGACCGCAGCCUUUUCUCUUAUUGUAAAAAUCCUAACCCUCAGUUUAGCUUCACAUUCCCGUAACACCACAAUGUGUCUUAUUCUUAAUCUCUGGCUCACAGUUGACUGCUUUUCUUAGUCGUCGGUUGUGUGAAAAUAUCUGAUUUUGACCCACUCUAAAGCAGCAGAAGUGUGGCCAAACUUAUCAGUGUGACAGGGACAUUGUCUCGGCAGAAGCUGUAUUGUUGUUAAAAAAGGAAUGAACUUGUCAUACUGGCACUUACCGGAGCAGAGAGCACCAGAGCAGUCUGGUUUUGGCCCUGUCCUCUAGUACAUCAACUUUUCCAUCUCCAUCCACUUUCCAAUCCAAGCAAAUGCACGUGUCUCAGAGCUGUGUGACCACCAAACAAAUUAUGUUUUUUUUCUCCACAGAUUCCCGGAGGGAAAGAAAACGUUACCCUUGAUGACAAAGACUGCGUGAAAAUUCCAGCUCCUACUGCUAAAGCCACAAAAAUCCCUCUCAGAAAAGCAUUUGGGGUUGCAAACAAAGUGAACAAAUUUAGCACUGUGACUGGAGGGCUGAAAAGCCAUCAUACUUUGGCAACCAAUUGCGCAGCACGGCCCAAACUUCCUCAGAACCCUAAUUUCACAGAAACAUACACAGUUUUUUCCUCCAAAUCCGGCCUAAAUUCAGCCAAUCAUUUCAAAAAGCAGCCAAUCCCAGAAGCAAAAACUUUGAACAAAACCUUUUCAAAUAUAACUCGUACAGCUGCAGCAAAACCUAACAACAAAUUGAGCAUUCGCUCGAACGCUGCUCAGUUAUGUACAACAAAGACAGUUAGCGCCAGGAUGAGUCUUGGCCCGAUUGUUAAAACCAAAACUGGACUCAUUCCUGCAGUGACCCAGCCAAGGAACAGUCUAGUUAAAACUCAAAAAAAAGUCCAAGCUGCUACCACUUUCACUACUUCUGUUCCCAACAAGGUGCGACCAAGCACCUCAGCUUCAGUGUCUGUUUCCCAGAGAAAAACGCUACCUAUUACUGUAGUGAAGAACACGGGGAAUGAGAGAGCAAGUCUGUCUUCAAAACCAAGGAUAAAAGUUCAAAAUCAGAACAAGGAUAACUCCAAACCACUCUUUGGUAAACAGUCACAACCACAUUUAAAGAGCCAGCCAAGUGGACUGCAAACAACAGCUAUCUCCUCCAGGUGCACCACAGCACCAAAUAAGUCACAUGGCAGAGUGGAGAUGCCAAAACCCAGUAAAUCAACCAGUCAGCCCACAGACACUUAUUCAAAGCAGAUGUCUGGAAAUGAGGAGAAGAAAAGUGGCCAACCAUGCAAAAAUGUCCCCAGAACAUCUGGGCCAUCAAGCAGAUGCAGCUCUGGACCCAUCAGUGCAAUUGUGCGAAAUUCUGGAAUUGAGUUGGAGAAGAAAACCAGCACAUGCAGAGAGAGUGAUGCCAAGAGAGGACACACUUCGGCCAAUGCCCACCAAACACAAACAGGUGUUAAAAAAACACGUGUCCCAGUCGUAUCUCAGACGGCACCACAGCCUGUUAGAACCAUCAGUCUCACAGGCCAAGCCAGGAAGACAGCCAAGGUUCCGGUGAGUGUGAUUCCACAGACAGAGGGGAAGAGACUGACUGCUGUCCAGGAGGAGAGAAUGUAAGUGGAACCGCCUGCAAAUGUAUCUGCACUGAAAUAUGAUAACUGAACCUUUACAUUACCACUAGCUUCUUACCUGGCUGUCUGUUGGCUUUUGUUGAUGGCAUUUGCUUGUUUAUAUAUGCAGUACACUGCAUUUUUUGGCAUAUAACUCAUGAGGAAAGUUACAAUAAUGGUUUUCUGUCAAGUUAAUGUUUGCUUUUAUUUGUUCUGACUGCCAUGUAAACGAAAAAGGUUUGGGCUUAUGUGGAUGGGAAAUAGAAGAAGAACUUAAUUGAUCCCUGAAGGGAAAUUCGAAUGUCUGUAGCCUCAUGUCUCAAGUCAUCUACUAUGAAUUUUAGAUAUUUAAGCGACCUUUAUUUAAAGCAAAAGCCAUCAUCAGCAAUGCAUUACUGUGGAAAGUAGGUUUGACAGUGCCAGUAGAUGCCUUGGUUACGAUUACUGAUGGAGAGGAAGAAACUCAAUUGUCUUGCUCAAUCAGAUUUACCAAAAGACACUUGUCCUCUUGACAAACCUUUGACACACUGACCUCAUAUAGUGUAGAACCCAAACAUGUCCUUGCCCAAGUUUUACGUGACUUCCUUAUCACGGCAGUCACGCAAUCCUGUUUUUCAUGGAGUUCCUCUUUCCCCUGUACAUUCACAUGACAUCUGUAGAAAUCCGUCUAGUCCUUUUACAGGAAAAACUCCUCUAAUUGGGUCACUUUUCAAAAUUGAAUGACAUAGCGCUUUUCUGCUGUGUGUGUAUAUGAGUAACCAAAACUAUGGCAUAUGUUUUUGGCGUAUUGUUUGCUAGUGACUUGAUCUAUUCUGCUGCUCGAGUAACUUUGCAUCUGCAGUAUUUACAUGUAAAUCAUUUUUGUGUUUUUAUAACAUCAGUGCCACUAUGACACAUAAGUUGGCCACAAGUUUUGUUGUGGGACAGCUUUUGACAGGACUGAGUGGGAAAUAGAGGAGUUGAACUCUGUCUUUACCAUAGACUGUAUAUACUGUGGACAACUUGGUUCCGCCUCCCGCCUGCAUAUGGAUUUGAGGCCAAAAAGCUCUCAGUAUUUCUGGGAUUUUUCUUCAUUUCCUGAAACCAGCAUUGCGCAGUAGCAUUGUGCGCAUUCAGUGGGAGAGUCACUGCAAUGACGCUCGGCUCAAACAGCGUAUCCCCCGGGUGAGCUAUGCAAUCUCUGUAUGCCCAUAGGCUGUACCAGGUGUCAAUCGAUGAAAAUAUGAACCCCUAAUAACUUUUAAAAACGGAGCUGUACAGAAAAAAGAGGACUUGAGCACAAACCAGUCUCGCAAUAACUACAUGUCAACAUCACAAGCAGGGGGGAGAAAUUAUGUUCUGUGUAAUAAAUUUCUAAAGUUUGUCCACAGCUCCAUAAGCUUUAGAGGCGGAGGCGGAUUUAUGACCUAUACUUCAGCCCGUCAACAGAGGGUGCUGUUCUUGGAGUUGCUUCACCCAGCAAGGAGGCAGACUCUGUCCAUUCUAUAUACAGUCUAUGGUCUUUACAAGAUCAUUUUAGUUUUCUUUGCCUUAAAAAGUUGAAAGUUAUUGUUUUGAUUGAAUAUCUGGUUUCACACAUGCACCCCCAAAGCUGUUUUGACUAAUGGCUUCCUUCAACAAAAAUGAAAUACAGUCUAUUCAGGAUUAAGCAUCGCUGUUGUAACCAUGCUCUGGCAGCAGCUUGUAGAAUCCCUGUACUGUUUCUUGUGUGUUAAUUUUUUUUUGUUUUAUUUUUGGGCUUUUGAUUUUAAAGGACAGAACGGUGGAUUGAGUAGACAACAAGGUGAAGAAUGUGGAGUACAUGCAGGAAAGACUUGAUUGAAUUGUUGCUGAACUCGCAUUACUCUCAAGCAUGGCUCCUCUGGAUUGCAGAUACUCCUGCGAUUGUUGCUGCUAAUUUAAAAUACUGUGUUCUUAUGCCUUAAACCUCCUUUGAUACCUCUGUUAUUUUGUUUGUUAGCUCUGAGGACUCAACCAAAAAAUAAUCAAACACUGAUAUUAACUUACACCUUUUGCUUUGUAAUUUGGUCACAAGGAGAAAGUUGCAGGAAUGGCGGGAAGCCAGGGGCAUUUCUUACAAGCGUCCUCCAAUGCCAGUGAGACCCCAGGUCAGGCGCACUAUUUCUGUGCCUCAACCUUUUUGGACCACCAUGACAGAGGAAGAGGAUGCUCACUCUCUGAUCUCUGCUGUUGAUAGAUCACUGGCUGACUGCAUCAAAUUGCUGGGCGAGGUAUGCUGUAGGAAAUUAUUUUUUUUUAAUAUGCAGUCCAGCACAUCUUAGCCAGAUGUGUGCGUGUAUAAUUUGUAGAGUGGGGGUAAUUCUUGAUAUUUUAUUGACCAAUAUAUGUGACAUUUUUUCAGUGGAAAUAAAUUAGAUUCAGAUGAGAGAGCUUUGAUGUUGCAAGUUAGAAGCUUACCAGAUGGAAGAUGAAAAACAUUUUUAUAUCUGCUCUGGUAAUGGCAGACUUGCACAUGUGGAAAAAAAACCAUUUUGACUAUUAAUACCCUCAAAUUCAGGGAAAUGAUUUGUUAUAGCCAGGUGGCUGUGCCUUUUUUCUGUUGAAGCACAUUGAUGCUUUUCUUUCCAUUGUGGUUAACUGUAUGUUUACCUCCUUGCACCACAGGGUUGCCCCACAGACCAGGUUAAGGAAGUUCUCUCCAGGCUACCACCGGUCUCCCUCAAGUUUGCCAAAUACUGGAUCUGUCAGGCUCGUUUGAUGGAGCAAGAGGGUAACCUGGACGUCCUGCCCAUGUUUGAAAAGGCUGUGGGUGUUGUAUUGGAGGUAAAAGACAGGAAUGUUUGCUGCAGCUUGGAGCAUUUUAUGUGACGUCUGAUUUUGCUGGAAUCUAACAUGAGUGCUGGGAACAGCAUGAGAGCCUCUGGCUGUGCAGACUGUUGCGCAAUUCUGACAACUGAGUAAGAGUUUCACUGAGUCAGGGAGUAAAGACACUAAACUUGUUUCAGCCGACCUUUUGCUGAUCCCAUUUAUCACAGAUAAAUAUUUCACUGGCAAGAUUAGUACAGAAUCCUAUAUCUGGAUUUGUGUCAUUUAUGAGUCUGUUUUACUAUAAAACAAUGAAGUUCAGGUGAAGAAUGUGAUAACUUAUACAUCCUUUAUUGUUAGCAAUUGAAACCAUCAAUAAGUCAAGUGAUGUUGAAUUCUAGAAAAAUCCACCUCUUAUAUUAAUUUCUCUUUUGCUCCUUUCAGCCAGUGGACGAGCUGCGGACUGUGGUGUUUGAGAUUCUGAAGAAAAGGGAUGAGACCCGAGGUAGCUGGCCUACAGUUCUUAUGUGUGUGUGUGUGUGUGUGUGUGUGUGUAAAGGAAAUGAAGCACUCAGAUUACUUAUGGGUAGAACCUAACUGUGUUGGCAAGGCAUACAUUCCAGUCUGUAUCUAUUAUGGCCUCACCCUUGUGCAAGAUUACAAGUUAUUGUUUUUAAAUCCCAUUGUGAACAUUUGUGUGACAGCAUUUAUGUACCUUAACUUUGAUUUUUAUAUUUUGUUAGCAUCAGAGGAAGAAGAAGAAGAGAAAGAAGACCAGGCUCCAUUAGAUGCGUGCACUCCUGAGAGCAUCAACAACCCAAUGGUGACUCCGAAACCUGUCAGAGCUCUCAUUUGUGGAGAGAAAGGAGGCUCUUCUGUCGUGAAAUACAAGAUUACAUCUACUCCUGGGUAUGCUCACAUUACUAUGAUAUUUUCCAGCAACUAUAAAUCGUCUGUUGUGGAAGCCAGACAUUUUCUAAGUAACCCAGCUGCACAGAGUUAAGAAACUGAUAUGAUUCUGGAAGUCAAAGCUACUUAAAGUGACACACCAGCCAAGUCCAAAUAUUUAAUCAGUCUCAGAGUCCAUUUGCACUGUAGACAACAUUUUUACUUUUGUCAACACUGGUCGAUCUGAGGUUUCUUUCCUUGCUCUUUUCUCCAGAGCACGGACCAAGUCUAGACCAAGCGAAAGAUCAUUAAAUAUUUGUUUUUCUAAUGCCAGAUUUAAAUUCUCAAUUUUUUCAUCAUUCUUUCCUAUGACCAUUUUUAAGACUAUUUAGACUCCUGCUGUAUUAGUUUUCACCAUUUGCAGCAAAACUCUAUUUAUCAUCCUAGUUUUAAGAUAUAUUGGAGAUCAUAUUUAGUGAGAUGUGUCAUUGAAAUGAUCACCUCCAAAUCCUUGAAGGUGAAGAUGCAGCUGUGGGUCCAGUCAGCUGAGCGUCUGUCCAGGGGCGUUUUAAACUUGAGGACAAUAUGGGCUAAAUCCAGACCCCCUCUCACCUCUCACCCCCCAAAAAGGACAAGCCGUCAGAGAACAGGAACACAGUUGUAGUUGGUGACCACAGGGAGAGUGUUUUGUUUCUUGACUAAGAGUAAGGCUCACUAGUUAUUAGAUCAGCAGGGACAGCACAGCAGCGUUGCACUAAAUAACCCAACUAAUCACCCAACUGCAACUGCCAAUUUCUAAUUGAUUGAUACAUUUAGUUUGAAGACGGAAAAAACUCUGAGUGAAAGUAAUGACUAAAAUAUAACAACUUCUUCAACAAAAGCUAAACUACAUUUUUUUUUAGAUUCACUAACUGAAUACAAAUGACAGAUGGAGGAGGACUCCGAUUUUAUACCCCGAAGUAGGAGCAGUUUUGAAGUCCUUAUCGGUCAUAUCGAGUUGACAUCCAUUUAGGGACUUAAUAGGACUCCUUUCCCCUCUGGUAUGUCUGACAGAUUUUUAUCAUCUCUGUGACAUAACUGUGAGGUCUGUCUAGAUAAGCCUUGGGGGUAUUUUAUGUCAGUAGACAGGGCAGUCCAUCGUCUGUGCUUUUAAUUAACGACGUUUCUGGAGAAUAAGGAUGAUUCACAUGGCUCCGAGAAAAUCAGGUUUUACUUGACAGACUGAUCAGACAUUGCUCCCUGAAGGUACGGGCGCUGACAAAGUGUGAGAUCUUGUUGUUCUUUGAUUCUUACCAUCCACUACUUUCCAUCCCCUACUCACAAAGAUCUGAAAAUCAACAAGAGUGUUUGAAAAGAAUUCUUGGUAUGUUAGACUUGGCCCCAUGAAUACAGGCCACAUUUAGAAUAUACUGUGUAAUAUAUGGUGUAGAAGUCAUGAUUUCUGUAGCGAUUUUUUUAUUUUUUUUUAAUCCUGCAUCAUAGUUUGAAAUGAUGUGUUGAUGAAAGCACACAGUUGAACAGUGAUAACAGCAACAGAGUGGGAUUGGGACUAUUUCUGUGAUUUUCUCCACUUCGUUGAACCACCAUUGCACAGUAGCAUUCUAUACAUCUGGUGGGAGAGCCUCUGUGAUGAAGCUACGCUCAAACAGUGUAUCCCUCCAGAUGAUCGACGCAAUCUUCGUAGCCCCAUAGGCCGUAUCAAGUGUCAAUUAUUGAAACCAUGAACCCCUGAAUAACUUUUAAAAAUGGAGCUGCACAGAAAAAAGAGGACUUGAGCACAAACCAGUCUUACAGUAACUACAUGUCAGUAUCACAGCCAGGGGGAGAAAAUAAUAUUUUUGGUGUAAUAAACUUCUUAGGUUUGUCCACAGCUCCAUCAAAGCUGGGGUUGGCAGGAUCUCAGAAGUGUCAGUUCUUGGGAAAAAUCUUGGAUGUCAACACUCUCCCUCCCCACCAGUUUUCCCCUCAGUUCCUCCUCUCCCCUCCCUCUCUGCUCCAGCAGGCCUCACCCACAUGCAGAUGCUCGUGCUCGUUCCGGCUCCCUGGAAAUUUACUACCAGACUAGUAAAUUAUCAUUAUCAUUACCAAUCACAUCAGCAAAGACUUGAACAACUUUUGUCACAACAGAGUCAGCAGUAGUAAUGGUGCAUAAAAGUUGACACAUAAGAUAAAAUAUAACAUGAAUUCAUUGGAAAAAUAGUCUCAAUGAUAAGUCAGAUGUACAUCUUGUGGGGCCUUUAUGGUGUUCAAACUCCUUCCUCUGGACUUUUUGUUAUACAGCUUGCGGUACCUGAAAUGAAGAGAAGGAGAGGGUGGUUUGGAGAUAUUAUUUUGUCUCAAAUAUCUGUUGUACUUACAUAUUUGAUCUGUAAACUUUCAAAGCUGCUUUAUACCUAAACAACACCACUACGCAGGUUUUUUUUUAAACAAUAAUGCCGCUUCCAAUUAAAUGUAGAUAUAAUAAAGAUAAAUACUUUAGAUAACUAGAAAUGGGGCCCAGUCAACAUGAAAGUAAAUAGCAUUGGUGCUACUGUAGAUGCCAACAGACUACCAUGCAGACACUUGCGACUGUAGGUGUGCAAUAUAACCAGAAUGUCACGUCCUUCAAACUCUUUGAUACAGCGGCACCUGUAUGCCGGCCGCUAUAACCGCUUAUAAGCACCACAACACAUUAAGAUAUUACGGGAAAACGAAGUCAGCAGCUUCCAGAAGAUGAAGAGCGAGCUCAGAAUCCAGCUUGAAGCCGAUGCUAUCCCGCAGUUGUCUCCAUCUCUGAAACACUGCUCUGAUAUUUACCUGUAUUUUGUUGUGUUAAUUGUCAGAUUCUCGUUCAGACUCUCUUUAAAAGUCAGUCUUUUAGUCUGCUUUUUAGUGUAGGCAGUUGUUGCCAAGGUAACAAUAGGUACUUUUUCACUGAAACUAUCCACCACAGCGACUGGGGUUGUGUCACAGCGCGAAACUUCUCUAUUCUGGAUAAUUUAGGGGGAUAUUUUAUUUCUGCAGGAUGUUUAAAAUAGUAAGUCCUCAACCCCCCAAAAUUUUGCUGUGCUCUGUGAAAAGGAUUAGCUUUUUACGCCAAGUUUUAAAAUAUAACAACUUCUUCAACAAAAGCUAAACAACAAUGUUUUUAGAUUCACUAACUGAAUACAAAUGACAGAUGGAGGAGGACUCCGAUUAUUUAUUUUUUUGGGCAUUGGAGAAAAUGCCAGAUAUUACUCACCAAAACUAUGGGAUAACUGGCAGAUGUGUAUCCUGCAAUAGAUUUGGGCAAUUAAAAAUUGCUAACUGAAUACAAAUGACAGAUGGAGGAGGACUCCGAUUUCAUACCCUGAAGUAGGAGCUGUUUUGUGGUCCUUAUCGGUCAUAUCGAAGUGCUUUCUUUUUCCCACUGGUAUGUCCGGUAGACUUUUAUCUCUGUGAAGAUGAGCCCUCACAAACAUAUUUGUGAGCUGUUUCUAGAUAAGCCUUGGGGGUAUUUUAUGUCAGUAGACAGGGCGGUCCAUCUUCUGUGAUUUUAAGAACAAUGUUUUUGGAGAAUAAGGAUGAUUCACAUGGCUCCGAGAAAAUCAGGUUGUACUUGACAGACUGAUCAGACAUUGCUCACUGAAGGUACGGGCGCUGACAAAGCGUGAGAUCUUGUUGUUCUUUGAUUCUUACUAUCCACUACUUUCCAUCCCCUACUCACAAAGAUCUGAAAAUCAACAAGAGUGUUUGAAAAGAAGUCUUGGUAUGUUAGACUUGGCCCCAUGAAUACAGGCCACAUUUAGAAUAUACUGUGUAAUAUAUGGUGUAGAAGUCAUGAUUUCUGUAGUGAUUUAUUUUUUUAAUCCUGCAUCAUAGUUUGAAAUGAUGUGUUGAUGAAAGCACACAGUUGAACAGUCAGUGUGUUUACAUGCACGGCUUAAUCGGACUAAGCUCAUAUUCAGUUUUUUUGCCGAAUCGGACUUCUUUUCUUGUCCGUGUAUAUAUACAGCUGAGAAAAUUAAAUUAAUGACGUGAAUGUGCCCUCCUCCCCAAAACUAGGGGGCAAUGUAGGUCUUUUUUAGCGGCGCUGUUUCCGACCCAAUACAACUGUCAACAACAACAGCAGGUCCGUGCCAGACGUCAGAUGUAGCUACAACUGCUGCUGGGCAUUUUUGAGCAAGAAGAUGGAGCAUCGUACAGCGUUGUUUUUGUCGUAGAUGAUGUACGCACUACUUUUUCUGCAGAUGAGAUGCACGCUACUCCUCUUCUCUGGUGUAUUUGUUCCAAAGUUAUGGGGGUGUGGCACGUGCACAUGCAUUGUCCAAUCAUACUUCAACUCUGCUGGUUACAUGGUAGAGAAAAUCAAAUUCCAAUUGCGACAAUCGGAGUUUGAGAACUAAAAUUUGACUUUAUAGUCAGACUAAGGUGUUUACAUGCUCUUCAGCUGUCCGGUCUGAUCGGAAUAAGGCAAAAUUGUGUUUUCUUGAGUGUCAUGUAAACGCACUGACUGAUAACAGCAACAGUGUGGGAGUGGGGCUCCUGCUGUGUGUUAACAAGCUCUGCUUUGUGUUGCUGCUCCUGCGACAACACAAAGCAAUUUAUUAUAAAACAGUGGAACAACAAUAUUGUGUCUUUUUUGAGAGCAGUUUGUAUGUUCAAAGGUGUAACAAUAGUGGAACUCUGUCCCAGAGCUGUCCCGGGAUUUCAGAGUGGAGGAGGCUUUGAUUGAGGGGCCUCAAACUGGGGUUUUGAGGGUAUUUGUGUCAGGUUCAGUAGUGGAAAUGGGCAGGUUUUUAUCAUCUUCCCGUCUGUUCUUUGAGGGACGGACAGAUUUUGUGAGGUGCCAAGAUGAGCCUUGACACACUUACAAGAUUUGAGAACAACACAUUUUAUUUUAUUUAUUUUUUUGGGCAUUGGAGAAAAUGCCAGAUAUUACUCACCAAAACUAUGGGAUAACUGGCAGAUGUGUAUCCUGCAAUAGAUUUGGGCAAUUAAAAAUGUAUUCACUUUGAUCUGCAAUCCUGCUGCUGUUUCCCACAGGCAGAGAUCCACACAGAGCACUGAUGAGCAUAUAAGUUUAAAGUCAGACACAACCUAUGUAUGGCUGGUCAAGAAGACCACUUACUCUGUAUCUCACAAAAGAUAUAUUUAAAAAAUAUUGCAGGUAUGACUCAUGUAGCUCGAUAACAAUGCAAAAAUGUGCCUCAACUUUGUUUUGAGCCAGAGUACGACAAGUCUUUUUGAACAAGAGUCCGCACCACAUAAAUACAGAGCAGUCCCUGCAGUUUAAACUUCCUCCUGCAGAAGAGAUGUCUUUGGUGCACAUGUUGCACUUUGCUGUGUCAUUUCCAGGGCCUUGAUUCUCCUCUACCAACUUUGUGGAUGUACUCCAUCACAAAUAGUGCAGUGCUGUGUCUGCCAAUCAGGUGCUGGCAGAUGGACUGCCAAAUUCUGAAGUUAAAUCCUGCAAGAUUUAUUAUACUGUUGGCAACAUGUGUCUUAUUGAAUCCACCAGUUUCACAAGUUUAGAACUAGUUUAGGCAGUCAAGCCUGUUCUGUAAGCAACCAUGCUUUAGCCACUUUAUAAUAGUCUCACAUUAUAAACCUGGGAGUCCCUGGGCCAAAUCCAGCCUGCAGGAGUGGCGCCAACCUUGUCAUCCCAUCAUCUUUAUUUGUAUCUUUGAGUUAUUUCGUGCACACCACAGUGGAAGCAGACGAGUUCAAGUAAAGGAAAGUGACAGAGAAAGUAUCGAACACAGACUGUAAUUACUGUGGACCACUUGGCUCAGCCUGCCGUCAUUGUAUGGAUUUGAAGCCAAAAUGCUCUCGGUAUUUAUGUAUGUCCAAUACUGCAGCCCGUCACCAGAGGGUGCUGUUCUCGUAAAAGCUUCAUCCAGUGAGGACGCAGAUGACAUUCAUUCUAUAUACUAUGAUUGGACACAACGUGGAAAAACUAAAAAAAGAGAAGUGAUUUUUGAUUGUUUCAAAGCAGCCCAAAGAACUUAAAAACAUAUCUGUCCUGGAUUUAGUUUUCUCAAAGCUGGACUUACACUUCUGGACUGAUUCCUUAGCAAAUUACCCACACCUUUUAUAAGCACAAGAGUGAUGGAUGUCCAUUAAUUGGCUUCACUGUUAAGAAAAUAAUUAAAUGCAGACAGAAAGCACUCUGUCUGACAAUGCAGAGGAACUUUUUUUUGUCAUACAUUACUUUCAGGAGAAAUCAUGGAUGUCCUCUGUACCAGCACUGUGUGCAGAUUAAAAUCAAAAGUGACAAACAGUUCUGUUUCUGUGACAACUCUAUGUUGCAGCAUCUAAUGAAUCAUGCCAUAGGAAGAAAUCACUUUGAAAAAAGACAUUCACAGACUCUGGAGUGGUGAGAGAACACACUCUGGCUGUUGUGGGGGAAAUGAGUCGUCUGGAUGACAACGCUAUACCUCUGCCAAAUAUGAAACCAAGUAUCUACAGUUGGCCUCUCUCAGAUAUGUCGCUGAAAGACUUUUAAAUGCCUGAUAUUUUUCAGUUUUACUGCCCUCAGCUACCAAUUUUAUCUCUUCUUAAACCACAGUCUGUUUUUAAUUUGCAGCAUGCUCGGUCAUAAGUGCUGUGGACAGCUGAAACUGAAGUUGAAACUUCUCUUUUCUGGACAAUUUAGAGGGAUAUUUUAUUUCUUCAGGAUGUUUUAAAAUAGAGUGACCUCAUCCCCAGAUAAAUAUUGCUGUGCUCGGACACAUUGUUCAGCUUGUUACGCCAAGUUUUAAAUCUAAUCAAUCAUUUGAACACUAACUCUGUGUUAUAUCUGACCAUUUGUUUCUGAGAAAGGCCUUAAAAAAGUUGCCAAAUGUUGUAUCCAGUUAUGUGAAGAAAUAACAGUUAUUAAGAAAAGGAUACAACAACAUAACCAACAUGUUUUCCCAUUUACUCCAUUUGGCACACUCCCUCUGUUUACUGUCAAUGACGUGACAUCUGGUCUCUGAACAAAAACUCCUCAUUCAUACUCAUAGCCACUCACUUUAUUGUCUCCUUAUCAAACUUGCUUAAACAUCAGCUGCAUGAAGGCUCUUCAGAAUUAUGAAAAGCCAGGGAAAGGGUUGCAGUGAAAAAUCACCAGAAUACUGAACACAUAAACAUAUACUGAAAACAUCAGAUGGGAAUAUUUUUUGAUGCCUGUAAAUUGUAAAACUGACUUUUUUGAGCUUAGUAUGAUCCACCUGCUUGUUGAGGUGGCAUAGCUAGUUGUAGUCAUUGCUGCAAGUAAUAAUAAUAAAUAGGAAGUAGGAAAGUUCGAUAUCUGUCAUACGCGAACACCUCAUGCUCUUCCAGUGAAACACUUUUUAAAAUGUAGCACUAGGAAAAGUUAAGUUACCAAACCGAAGAUAGAGUCUUUAUCUCCCUAAUGGAUGCGACAAAAACUCUGACUGACAAAUAACCGUUACAUCCAUAACAAAAUCAACUAUUUUUGAGCCAGCUUGAACUUUCAUAUUUGCCCUUCUCAUUUACAGCUUGUUGCUUUUUGAAGGCUGGACAGGAUUGAAAAUAAUGGUUGUGUCCUUUCCUUUAUCUUUCCUCAGUGGCCCUCCAAGCCAACAGCAGGAACCAGCACGUGUCAACGGCCAGGAGGUUCGCUUCUUCACCCCUGUUAGACGCUCAGUGCGAAUUGAGAAAGCCUCUCUUCGAUACCCUGUGUCCCUCCAGGAACAUGAUCUGUGUGUAGCCUCUUACAAUGACAUGAUCUCUGAGGAGGAUAAUGAGAAAAGGGAAGAUCAGAGGGAUGACGAAUCCAGCCCUUCCACUGACAAAACACCUAUCUACGUCUUCAGAGAGAAUGAAGCCCUUAAAGAUAAGGUGUUUGUCCAGCUGAUUUGUGAUGAAAGCGCUUAGCUGUGGCCCUAACUUUAUCCCCAGCCUGUAAACAAAAUAAAAAUCUCAUGUCAACAUGGCAGAAGUAGUCAAAUGUAGAGAAGAGAAACUGAUCCUCGUAAAGAUGAAGGGGGUGGGUUACUGAGCUAAAAUGACAUUCUCUCUCAUGCCAGCUUAUGGAGAAGUUAAUGAAAUUCCUUUGUUGAUGUUAUUUUAUUGCUAUAAACAAUUUGUUGUACAUAGUUAUGUAAAUAAAUGACUGUUUUUUAAACCCUUACAAAUGUGGUUUACACCUUUCACUUGGUCAAUCCUCAUUCUAGAACCUGC